UCUGCGGCCGCCGUUAAAGCGGAAGCAGCCGCCGCUCCGCGGAGUUCAGCUCCUUGUUGAUCGGUUCAGAGAAAUAAUCCGGUUUCUCUUCGGUCCCGCGGCCGUUUGAGGGUCCGUGAGGCUGAAGCUGCUGAAGCUGCGGAGAUAACCGAUGAUUCUCCGGCCGAAUCCGACUGUUUGCUUUGUUUACACAGUUAGCUCGGUGGCUAGCGUUAGCUUAGCUCGUGAGCUAGCGUUAGCUUAGCUCGUGUAGCUCUAAAUGGGACGAGGAGCGGGACGGAACCGGCCCCCCAUGGGGCCCCCGGGGGAAGACGGGCCUCCGUUCGACAUGGGUCCACCGGGCUGGGGUCCUCCUCCGCCGGGAGGCUGGGGCCCUCCGCCGCCUGGUGGAUGGGGGCCACCGCCGCCUGAAGAAUGGGGGCCUCCGCCGCCCGGAGGGUGGGGCCCUCCGCCGCCUGGUGGAUGGGGGCCCCCGCCGCCUGGUGGAUGGGGGCCCCCGCCGCCCGGUGGAUGGGGGCCGAGAGGGCCUCCUCCCCCAGACUGGGGUCCAAGAGGACCGCCGCCACCGGGCUGGGGGCCUCAUCCUGAAGACUGGAUGCCUCCUCCAGACUGGGGCCCUCACCCAGAAGACUGGAGACCCCCACACCCCAACGACUGGAGGGGCCCUCACCCUGAUGACUGGAGGGGUCCUCACCCGGACGACUGGAGGCCCCCUCACCCCGAUGACUGGAGACCUCCCCGCGAAGCCUGGGGACCACUUGGCUGGGGUCCGGAAGGUCUCCCUGAACCGUGGGGCCCCGAACACGGUCCACCUGGACCCAUACCUCCUGUUCCACCUCCUGGUCCGCCUCCUCCUGUUGGGAUUCCUCCUCCGGACCCCGCAGUCUACGGACCGGUCCCUGUACCUCCCAUCCCCCCUGCAGUCUGCGGGCCCCCCAUGGGGUACCCGCCGGCCUACCCGCCUCCCGGCUGGACCGCAGAGACUAUAGUUGAGGAGCCGAUGCCGAACCCUCCCCCAGACCAGCCUGAGUGGAUUAAAGCACUGAUUUCAGCUCCGGCCUCUGAGGCCCCUGGGGAGCCCAAGAAACCCACAGAGGAGCCCGCCGUCCCUCCUGCUCCUGCAGCGGACACCCCCGCGGCCCCGAAACCCAAACCUAAACCCAAACCCAAACCGGACCUCACCAAGACCGCCAAAGCCCUCGGCCUGCUGGGAAAACGCACCUUUGAUAAACCUCCUCCGGGCCGGUCCACGGGGAUCAUCUCGUUCAUCGGGCCGACCUUCGGCUACAUCGAGAGGGAGGACCUGGAGAAGUACACCUUCAGCUUCGACGCCUUCUUCGGAAACCCCAAAGCCAUGACGCCCGGGGUCAGAGUCCACUUCACCGCCUGCAAGGAGAAGAACAGUCUGAUAGCGACGGACGUGAAAGUGGCUCCAGGUGGAACGGAGAACGUGGACACGGAGAUCUACGAGGCCGUGGUCAGCCAGCCCCUCGUGGAGCCUCAGCCCGGCGAGCGCCACUACCUCGGGCAGGUCCACGUGGACAUCGGGCCCCUGAGGACCAACCUGCCGUUCGACAGGAAGGACAGCACGGUGACGCUGCUGAAGAACGACCAGGUGCUGAUCAACCUGCUGACCGACAUCGUCACGGAGAAGAGGAGGGCCACCAACAUCAAGCCCCAGAUCCCCGCCACCUUCAGCCUCACCAAGGAGACCAGGGAGACGGGCGUCAUCAUCAGCCUUAAGGACAGCGAGGGCGUCAUCAAGUCGGAAGAGCACGGCGAGCUUCCCUUCGACGUCAAGGAGAACUUCAGCGACAUUGAGUUCAACGCCGAGGACAUCAACGAGGAGGUCGAGUUCACCCUGCUCACGCGGAAAGCGGGUAAGCGAGCGAUCAGGAUCCGGCGGGUGAAGGAGCCCCUCCUCCUGACGUUCAGCGCCGCCACAGCCGCGGCUGCCGCCGCCGUCGCCGCCACCUCCGAAGAGGCCGAGGCCCAAAACACAGACGGCGACAGUGGAGACGACUCUUCCAAGUCGGUGAAAGUUAAGGCCGCACCCAGGCUGGAGCUGGGGCCCACCAGAGUCCUGGACCCGGAGCUGUACGAGGGCAUCGUCAGCCAGCCAAUCAUCGAGCCCACGCCCACCAUGCAGGGUUACCCGGGUCAGAUCCACGCCAACAUCGGCCCCGUCCGGACCAACGUGACCUUCGACCACCGGGACUGUGGCGUCACGCUCCUGAAGAAUGACCACGUGUUGAUCAACCUGCUGGUCGACAUGGUGACCAGAAAGAGGAGAGCUGCCAACAUCAAGCCCAAAAUCCCGUUCACCUUCAGCUACACCAAAGAGAAGAGAGAGCUGGGCAUCAUCACCUGUCUGGGAGCUGAAGAAGGCAUCGUGAACUCUGAGGAGCACGGAGAGCUUCCCUUCGACGUCUGUGAGAACUUCAGCGACACAGAGUUCAGCACCGCAGACAUCCACAAGGAGGUGGAGUUCACGGUGGCCGUGGUGAAAACUGGAAAGAGGGCGAUCAGGCUGAUGAGGACGAAGAGGAUUGAGGACCAAAUCCUGGAGGAGCAGAAAAGACGGGGGGAGGAGGAGAAGAAGAAGAAGCAGGAGGAAAAGGAGAAAAGGAAGCGAGAGGAGGAGGAGAGGAAGAGGAGGGAGGAGUUAGAGGAGGAACGAGAGAGAGAGGCGGAGAGGAAGAAGAAGGAGGAGGUGGCGGCGGCGCUGGCAGCGGCCAAAUGCAAAUGGACGCCGCUCGGCUUCACAAUGAGGGACCCCGACACGCUGGACGACAUCAGCAAGGAGCGAUUUGAAGGCACCGUCCUCAAAGCCAUUUCCAAAAAUGUAAGAAAGAUCAAGAAGGAGCCGGGGGAGGAACGAGGAGGAGGAGGAACUGAGGGCGGACAAACUCUCCUCGCACAGAUCAAAAAGGAGAAAACAGAUGAUGAAGGUGAGAAGGCAGAGGCGGAUGGGAAACCUGAAGGAGAGGAGGGAAAGCUGCAGAUUAAAAAGGAGCCGGAGGAGGAGGCGGAGAAGGAUCAGUCGUCUGAAGCUGGAGGUGGAGCUGCCGCAGGGGGCGACGGCGCUCCGGACCCGGAGAUGGGUCGACUGGUGAUGACCAUCGACGGCCAACAGAAACAGCUUCCCUUCGGUCCCACCGACCUGCUGACCACCGCCACCAUGCUGGACGGAGACAAGGUGCGUUUCAACAUCGCCACCCAUCGAGAGACCAAAGAGGAACGAGCGACCUACGUGGAAAUCCUCCCCGAAUCCUUCGAAGAGUCCAUCGAACAACGUCGACACGGCAUCGUGAUCGAGUUCUCAGACGACUCCGGGCUCAUCAAGUGUCCUCAGAACCCUCAACUCUACUUCCACAUGUCCGAGGUAAUAGAGAAGAAGAGUCUGAAGCUGAAUGAGAACGUCGAGUUCAGCGUCGUCCCGCAUGAAACGGCAGAGGGGGGUAACCAGGCCAUUAGGAUAAAGCGUUAUACCGAGAGCGUUUUCCUUCCCAUCCGUAAAUUGGGCCGUGUCGGGGCCAACAAAGCAAAGAUGACCAUCAAGCUACCAAAAGCUUUGGAAGACACGGAGAAAGAAAAACCAGAGACGGACAAGCUGAAGGCAGUGGUGAAAAAUCUUAGAACGCAGGACAACAAGACCAGUAUCAGCAGAAGGGAUUACAGUGCCACACGGCAUAAAUACGGGCGUAGCAGAAGUAGGAGCAGAAGCAGGAGUAGGAGUAGGGCCAGGAGUAAAAGUAGGAGCAAGAGUCCACCCAGAGACCAGUUUGGACGUAUCAUCAAAAGGAGAUCGAGCACCAGCGUUGACCGUGACCGCAAAGGCAGCAGGAGCAGGCGAAGCCGAGAGAGGUCAAAGAGGCGCACCAAGAGCCGCAGCAGGAGUCGCAGCCGAAGCAAGAGCUCCAGCAGGAGCCGCAGCAGGAGCAGGGAGAGAAGCAAGGACAGGGCUGCCAAGAAGAGGAGCAAAAUCAGCAAAGAGAGAGAAGAUAGUCACAAAAGGAGGAGGGAGUUGAGCCCUCCUCCCAGACGUGUUGGAGUCAUGGACGACGAGCUGGCGAGGAAGAAGCGGGAGCUGGAGGAGCUGAACGAGAUGAUUGCCUUCAAAAAGUCUCUGGUGGACCCCAGAGGACUUGACCCUGGACAGAGAACCUGCAUAGACUACGACCAUGGCAGGAUCGCCGUCCCACUCGCUGAGUACAAACCAGUCCGGUCCAUCCUGAAGAAACGACCAGAGGGACCGGAGUUCCACCAUCGUCCUCCUCAUCCCUAUGAUGAUCCUUAUUAUGACCGGUCAUACAGUCCUUACCAAGAUCGGCGGUGCGGUGACCCCUACGGUGAUCUGUACGUUAGCCGCCCCUACCCCGAUCGCCCCUAUGGUGACCGUCCCUAUGGUGACCGCCCUUAUGAAAAUCGACUAUAUAGUGAAGCUCCCUAUGUUGGCCCUUCGUCUGCUAGCCAGCGAUACACAGAUCGCUAUGAUGUUUAUGAUGAGCCCUAUGACGAUCGCUACAAUGACCCAGCAUGUGCCGACCAACCUUACGAUCCAUAUCGUCCUGUCAAACGUAGCCAGUCUCCAGAACCCCUUGGUCCCUCAUCAUCUCAGUCUGGCCGAGUUCCUGCUGCCUCCACCCAAUCUCCCUUGAUGCACAGUGUUGCCUCUUCAUCUUCCCAACCCCCUUUCAAACCUCCUUCUCCCACAGAACCGCCUCCAAGAAGCCCUUCUCCCAGACUGAAGAACACAACUCCACGCCAGUCACCUCCAGCUGAGAAACAGCCCCUUGAUCGCUUUCUUGAUAUGCUUAAUAAAAAGGUGGAUGCUGAAAAGAAAUCAGAACCGGUUUAUGUGAAUGAUGACCUUUUGCCUCAUGAGCGGGCACUUCAAGAUGGCAGGGGUUUCUCUCGGAUUGUGGGAUUGGCUCAGGAGCAACCCACCAGCAGUCUCGCUCGAGAAGGGGAAAAUAACCAAACUAACCCUAAACGGUCCUCAGUAGAGAGGAUAAGCGAGGAACCAAAGAGCAAGACGGAGCCCUAUGACAAGAUCCAGAGUCUGCUCCGUACUAUUGGCCUGAAGCUGAGUUCAGGAGAUGUGUCCAAACUGGCAAGUCGAGCCCAAGAGAAAAUCUAUAGCCCAAAGUCCUCAUCCACAGAGAGAGAGACAUUGUCAUCCCCAAGGGAAGAACUGCGAAUAAAUAGAACCGGUUCUGUCGAAUUGGAUCACAUCCAUUCCCCCUCUAACGCCAGGUCCUCCAGUUUGGAGCCACUCAGCAGCCAUAAAGCAGUCUCGGAGUAUGAAGGAUUCCUGGACCAGCAGGAGAUGGAGGCACUAAAGAAGGCACAACAGUUGCAGAGUCUUACCAAGACAAUGGGGAGCGCACCCUCAACCACUCCUCCUCUGAAACCACCUUCUGGGCCUCCUCCUGCUCACUACCAACAUCCACCCCCACCACUCAACUGGACCCUUGGUGUCUCUACCCAGAUUCUCCCAGCACAGAGCUCCACAACCCCCAGCACGGGCACUCCAGCCCCUCCUGCAGCUGGUCAACCACCCCAAAGAUUUGGACUUCCUGUGGGACUUCCCCCUGGACCCCCUCCUGGACCUCCUCCACGGCGUCCUGCACAGUCUCCUCCAGGACCCCCUCCUGGACCUCCUCCACGGCGUCCUGCACAGUCUCCUCCAGGACCCCCUCCUGGAACUCCUUCCCGGUACUCUCCUGUACAACCUCCUUUCACUCCACCCCCCAGUAAUGCAGUCUUUCCUUUUAUUGGCCAGCCUCCUACAGCUUCAUCCAUCAACUCCUCCAGUCCUUUGCAGCCUUUAACCACUGCCGCGUCAACACCAACAACACCGGCAACAUCAAGUCCUACUUGUGGUGACCAGUCAACCAUCUCUACAACAGUUGCCAGAUGCCUGAAGGUCAUUGAGACGGUGAAAUCUCUGGCUGUGCAGCCACCAGCCAAACCUGUCAAAACAGUCCAGUUCAGUUUACCUACAGAGUCUCCAUCAUCCUCCAGUUCUCCGACCUCUGCUGAGACAGAUGAUGAGAUAAAGACUAAGCAGAAGGAGAAGCUGGACAUGUAUAACCAGCGGGUUUUGGAAAAGAGGGAGCAGCAGUACAAGGAGAUGCUAGCCCGUAGGAAAGGAGAGAAGAACAAGGAUGGCACAUUGAUCCUUCCAGGUUCCAGCCUAGAGGGAUCUCAGGAGGACUCCAGGACUCAGCAGGUGAACUGAACGGGAACCUCUGACUCGUCUGCUCGUUCGGCGCUGCAGCAGAAUCUUGUACUCUUCUACGAAUAUGUAGAGAAAUUAAAAAAUCUUAGUCCUUCUGUUUUGUCUUCCCAUCCACACCACCACCACCACAGAAAACGGCAUUUAAUCAAAAGAGCCUCAGACUCUUCAGGGCACCAACGUCUCAUAAAACAAUUGUAAUAUAUCUUCUUUUCGGACUGUAUGCAUAAUUUAGCUUCAGAAGGUUGUUAAAUGUGGGGUGGUAAUGGCGCAAUGGACAAGACUGUCUUUGGUGUGAGAGACCCAGGUUAACAAUUACCCAUUCUGCAUAAAUUGGUAGUCCAGCUGUGGGCACAGUGAAUGUGAAGUUGAUGUUAUCGGAGUUGACUUACAGCUAACGUUUUAUUUACUCCACCAUAGUUGGAAGAUCCUGCUCGAUCCCGCUGCCUUUCUGUUGUUCUGUGAGUUACACAGGGAUUUUGUGUUAAAAAUGUUGCCAAGGAAAGUCGAUGCUGUUGCAGCAAGAACUGCCACAGCAGGUCAGUCAAUCGUUCAGGGAGAAAACCAGGCCGUAAUUUAUUUUUCUCACCUUGGAAAACACAAAGGUCACGUAUACAUAAAUAACUUUAAAAUCACACCUCAGCUCAUAACGUAAAAAAGUAACAGCCCUUGUAAAGUCAGUUUUAAUUGCACAUUUACUUUAAACAAGAGAGACGUCCACCCAGCCGCUGCAAUACUGUUCAUGAGUGUCUAGUGAUUUAUAAUGUUAAAACUCAUGCAAAGUGAACGCACUAAGUCCCAACAAGGUCUUUUACAAUGUCCGGUUCUGUAAUCCAGUCUUGGGCUGCUGAGUCAUAUAGCUCUAUGUUGAUUAUUGUUAUUAGUUUGACUAAGUACCAGUUUUGUUUCUCUUGGUAGGGUCCCUUCUCGUUUCCUUUUCCCAUCUUCAGAUUUUACUAAGUAAAAACCAUUUUAGCCUAAAAACAGCCAAAAGUAAACCACCAUCUCAACCGGCAAGCUCACAGGUAAACAGAGCGUGUACCUUCAAACAUGGCAUCCCGUCCCAACAUACACCACGGCGUGAUGAACCUUCACAUUCCCAUUCCAUUUAUAAUAAUAUAAUGAUAAUCUUUAUUUAUAGAGCAAUUGUGCAAAUACACCAUAAAUGCAAGAGAAAACGUAAGAAACUAAAAUAGAAGUUAAAAGUAAAGAGUUUAGUUUUCAGUCGAAACUCUGGAACAGACCUCUGCCCGAGAAUCUCAACGUAUGUGCUGCUGCGUAUGAGACUAAAAGGUCAGCGAUAUAACAGGGAGGAGAGGCCAUGAAGAGAUUUAAAAGUAAUCAAUACAAUUUUAAUUUUUAUUGUCCUCCAAGAGGAUUUUAUUUUUGUACAUAAAAUGUACAAAUCACAAUAGUUUCACUGUGACACAGUGGAUGAAGCAGCGCUGCGUUUUGUGUUGCAUUGCAGAUUCAUUUAAAUCUGUGGAUGUUUGGAUAUUUUUUUAUAGAUGGGAACUUGUAGCCCUUGCAUGUAUGUACAUUUUGCUUUGUAGUUUUAUAUGGAUGAAUGCUUUGUUUUUAAUGUACCUUCUGUGACUUGUGUUAUUCUUUGCCUGUCUAUAAAGAGAAAUAUGUUCUGACGCCUUUCUAUCAGAACCAGCAUCAACUGUUUCAGCAAGGCAGGUUUAUUUGUAGAGCACAUUUCAACAUCCUCAUGCUGCUAAUUUUUUCUGCUUCUAACAUGAACUCUGAGAAAACGAGGUUCACCUGCUGCCUGAUAGAUCCCACCCACUGACCGGUGCCAUGUCUGUAUACUUCUACUGUACUACAUUGGAGGGUAAUGUUCUUUUUACUUUACUACAUUUGACCGCUUUAGUUAAAUUGCCCAACAGUUUAUAAACUAAUAUAACUAAAGUAUCUGUACUAAAUUAGCUCCACCUCGACCAGCAACAAUUUCAACAUGCUCUGACAUUUAUUAUUAAGUGGCCAUUCUGCAUAACAAGUACUUUUACUAACUUUGUUAUAUAAUAAUACUUCAGUACUUUUACUUCAGUGAAUAUUCAAGAUGCUGCUACUUUUGUUUAUGUAGAAGAUCUGAAAACUUCUUCCACUUCUGAAAAAUAAAAUUGAGUUGCUUGUUUCAGAAUUAUUCAAGUUUGUUUUUGUAUAUGAAUAUAAUAUAAUAUUGGCAUUAAAUAAUUUCAGACAAUUUCACAAAG
Molecule: messenger RNA, 8463 nt
Organism: Micropterus salmoides (largemouth bass)
Lineage: Eukaryota; Metazoa; Chordata; Actinopteri; Centrarchiformes; Centrarchidae
Exons: 21
Coding region: 260-6247 (1995 amino acids)
Source: RefSeq, a predicted model, not a curated record